AUGGAAAGAAAAGGGGAAAAUGCUUUAUCAGAAACUGGGAAUAGGACACAGAGAAAGUUAAAAGGUAGGAAUGGCAGAAAUUACAAUUUACUUUUUUUCUGUCAUACUUUCUGUCUCUUGAUCUGUUUCACCUGUUAUCUCUCAUACUUUCUCUCUCUCUCUGCCACUCUCUCUAUCUAUCUGUCUAUCUAUCUCAGGUGUCCAUAUCUAUCUAUCUAUCUAUCUAUCUAUCUAUCUAUCUAUCUCAGGUGUCCAUAUCUAUCUAUCUAUCUAUCUAUCUAUCUAUCUAUCUAUCUAUCUAUCUAUCUAUCUAUCUCAGGUGUCCAUAUCUAUCUAUCUAUCUAUCUAUCUAUCUAUCUAUCUAUCUAUCUAUCUGUUUCUUCAUUAUAUAUCUAUCUCAGAAUGUUCAUUAUCUAUCUAUCUAUCUAUCUAUCUAUCUAUCUAUCUAUCUAUCUAUCUAUCUAUCUAUCUAUCUAUCUAUCUAUAUUUUUCUCUCUCUCUCUCUCUCUUUCUAUUUCUCUUGCACCCUCUCUUUUUACUCUAUCUUACUUUCUUUCGAUAUAUCUCUCCGUCUACUUUGCUCUUUCUCUUUCUACACUAUCAUACUUUCUUUCUGUUUAUCGAUUACCCCCAUUAUCUCUCUUAGAUGCCUCCCUCACUCUCUCUCUCUCUCUCUCUCUCUCUCUCUCUCUCAUUAAAGAUAUCUUUCUAUAUCUCUCGUUAAAUUACUCUUAUUUACUACCCACUUUCCCCCUCUUUUAUUUAUCUAUCGAUAUCUUUCUUGUACUCUCUCUUUUUACCCUAUCUUUCUUUCUAAAACUCUCUCUCUCUCUACAGAUAUAUUUUUACAUCUUACAUUCUCUCUGUCUCCUGCUCUUUCCCUUUCUCUCUGUCACCUUUCUUUCUCUUUCUACUUCUCCCUCUCUAUCUCUCUUGCAAUCUCCCUUUUUACUAUAUUUUACUUUCUUUCUGUUUAUCAAUUACUCCUUUAUAUUACCUGACCCCCCCCCGCUCUCUCUCUCAUUAAAGAUAUAUUUCUAUAUCUCACUUAAUUUUUACUACCCUCCUACUUCCCCUUUCUCUCUUCAACUAAUCUCUCUCCCUCUCCCUCUUACUAGAUCAAUAUAUCUCUAUCUUUCUUGCAUUCUCUCUUUUUACUCAUUCUUUCUUUCUGUUUAUCGAUGA
Acanthosepion pharaonis is the source of this 1185-nucleotide messenger RNA. Lineage: Eukaryota; Metazoa; Mollusca; Cephalopoda; Sepiida; Sepiidae. The record is from the annotation of a GenBank genome assembly.